AUGCCGUCUUUGGAUGAUGCACAUAAGGAGGAGGAAAAUGAUGAGCAACCAGAAGACAAUACAGGAGGGCCUGCAACAAAAUGGAUUACUGUUUUUAAUCGGCCCUGCCACGGAACCGUGCAAAGAUGUCGUUAUAAUGUUAGAGGCGCGAGGCUCUCCCCAAAGAUUGCCAAGGGAAAAAAGGACGGGUUAUUUAUCAGCUGUGUUGCUUCUUGUUCCAAUCUUUGGGCUCUGAUCAUGAAUGAUGCAACUGGUUUCUCAGAUCAAGUAUAUAAGCUGUCUCCAAAUUUUCUUCCCCAUGAAUGGAUCGAGGAACAAUGGAAUAAGGAUUUUCAUAUCAGCGCAAUAGCCGGAGCGGAUAAUGGAAGUUCAUUAGUUGUAAUGUCUAAAGGGACCAGGUUUUUAAGGCAACAUAUUGUAGUGAGUGAUUCAUUUCCAUAUGAGUGGAUUAUUAAUCAGAGGAAAAAUGGAUGUUAUGUAACUGCCAUGGCCACUUCGGAAAAAAGGUGGGCAAUUGUUGCGUCUGAAGGCGCAGGCUUCUCUAAACAGGUUGUUGAAGUCCAUUCGAAGUAUCCAAGUGAGCAUGUUCGGGGAAGGUGGGACAGUGGCUACGACAUCACUGCAACGGCGGCGAAUGCCGACCGGGUUGCUCUUGUUCUUAGCGUGCCAAGGACUACAAUACCAACAUACAAUAAACAGGAGACAUACAGAAGUUCUGCUUUUCCUGAAAGACAUGUCCACGAGUACUGGGACAAGGAUUUUUAUGUUUCCUCCAUUUGCUAUGGCCGAACGUUUUCGCUAAGUGUAUGGAGACAAGCUAUGGUUUGCUGA
Morus notabilis is the source of this 831-nucleotide messenger RNA. RefSeq names its product casein kinase 1-like protein HD16. The transcript has a single exon. Lineage: Eukaryota; Viridiplantae; Streptophyta; Magnoliopsida; Rosales; Moraceae. The record is from RefSeq and is a predicted model, not a curated record. The coding region runs from base 1 to 831 and encodes 276 amino acids.